AGUACAUGGAGUAUGAGUGUGUAUGGUUUAGUACUGAAAAACAUAAAACUCAAGAUAAAUGAGUUAGUUGGUGAAUGAAAGACCCUGAUCAUAGAGACUUGUUCAUUCUGUAGAGAACUGUCUGCGAAGUCAUCCUACAUCAAGAGAUCUGCCUUUGAAUAAACAUUUUAGUUGUCUGAGCAAUUUACAUAUCUUUCUAAAACCAACUUUAACCAGUGCACAGUCUGCUUACUGUAUCCCAAAGUUAGCAAAGGUGGUACAGUCUUCCCAAUACUCACUUUUACGAAUGUCAUGAUUAAUUUCUCCUCUCCUCAGAUAGUUGCAGUUGCUUGGAACAGGUAAUAUGAAUUACAGCCCAGAAGUGACAGUUGGCCUGCUGCUAUUAGAGGCUAGGUCACUCACACAAAUAGAGCUUCUGGUUAUGUCAAGUGAUUCCCACUCAAACUGUCUGCUAUCAGGCACUAUCAAUAUUGUAAUUUCAGUGAUCUUACCAUACAAUCAGUGCAACAGCCCAGUUCAAAACCAGUUCAAUAUGAUAAAUAUCCUCUUUGACUAUGGUACACAGCUCAAGCACAAGUUUAAAUACAAGCAUCCUCGUAACAGCAGUCAGUGACCAACAAGACUCAUUAACCAUGUGUCAUUUCAUGUUUACUUCCUAGACUUCUGACAUCACUUCAGUGGUUAAGUGACGGUGUCAUAUUAUUUCACAGAGGAAAAAUGAAAACAUCGUGUUCUAAGUGAGCCAAACUUGGAACUAAAUUCUCAGUUUCUACAAAUCUGUGACCUUAAGCACUUAAUAUGACAUAUGUUACAUAUGUUCCUGUUGUGCUGAUGCUAAGCUUUUUCCAACAUAAGACACUGUUUUCCACUGGUUUGACAAGAAGACAACCAGAUGUAGUGGAUGAACUUCGGCUACAUAAUGAUCUGCAGGUUACCAAGAAAGAGUCACAAGUUAUUCUGUACUGGAACAACAACCUGACAAAAGAAGAGACAGAGAAGUACAGUGUGAAGUAUAUUCUGAGUUACACAUUCUUUGAUACGUUUCAGGAAAGGAAAGAAAGACUACAGGAAAAGAAAAAAAGGAUACGUCUUGAGCUACAUCCUGGUUUUAAAGCUAAAGUUAAAACACAGGUUUUUAUGAAAGAAACAGAAGACCUAAUUAAGGAGGGCAGCUGGACAGAAUGUACAUACAGGUCUCCUCCAGUAUAUAUUCAGAAUCUUUCAUGCAUCAUAUAUAAUAUUUCUUUUUUCAAUUGCACCUGGCAUAUUAAAGCAGAAGAUCCUGCAGAUGUCCAGUAUUUUUUUUCAUACAGACACACAGAAAAAUAUUUUGAGUGCCAGCAAUAUAUAAGAAAUGCAAGAAAUAAAAAUAUUGGAUGCCACAUGAAAGAUAUAUCUUUCCAACCACUAAGGAAAAUAAUUUUAAACAUAUCUGUAGUAGAUCUGAGAAAUAAUUCCAGAAGACUGUCUUAUUAUAAAGGUUUUACACCUCAAAAAAUAGAGAAACUGAACCCACCGAUCAACGUCUCUGUUUCCCUUGAAAACAGAAGUAUUAAAAUUCACUGGAAACCCCCGCCUACCAUUGGUUCAGGAGAAAAAAAGUGCUUUAAGUAUCAAGUGAAAAUAACAGACAGUAAGAUUGUAGAUGUCACUGAAGAGAAAUACGAGUAUCUACUUCUUAGACCAGCAAAAAAGUGUACUGCACAAGUGAGGGCCAAGAAAGAGGUAUGCAUAGCAAACAAGAUUUGGAGUGAUUGGAGUGAACCGGUGAUUAUUUAUGAUGAAGAAACUGUGGACAGCAAACUACUAAGCCUCACAUUGUUCAGCCUUCUGAUUUUCCUUGGAAGUUUGUUGAUAUGUGCGUGUAGAAGGUAUAGAUUCCUGGAAGUUAUAACCAUGCCCUUUCCAGGUCCUACAGAUAAAGUUACAACUUGGUUAGCUACAGAUGAGACUCAUCACCAGAAACAAAAUUCAGUGCAAAUGGAGAUGCAGUCAGAGGUCAUACUGAAAAUAUCAGAAGAUAAUGGAGAUGAGGACAUUCAACAACAUACAUAUUUGAAAGAAUCUGAAGACCUGUAGGAGAGUUAUGCUUUUUUUUAAAUUUUUUUUAUCUUCAUGUAAGAGCUAACUUUCUGUUAACUGGAUUCUCACUGAUCCAAGAAAGGCUGAUACUGGAGUUUGUCUGAUCCAAAUGGUUUGAAAUGUUUUGAGUUGUGACAUUGUGCAACUCUUAAAAUGCACUUUGGAUCAAAGAGGUAAAGUGUACUGCAGUCUUUCUCUAAGUACUCCUAAUCUUCAGCCCAGUAAAAGUACAGCAGGUCAGACAAUAUGACUGAAUAACUGAAUCCACUUGGGUCAAGAAGGAGCUAGAGUUAGUACUGCAUUAGCUUCCAAAUAACAUCCAAUAGAUCAAUAACUUUAAGACUGGCUCUUUAUACAAAUACCACAGCACCUAUUCAAUAUCUGAUUAAAGAAAUAAGAAGCAAUGGAAGAAACAAUCAUUUCAGGAAGUUGCAGCAGAAGCUCACUAUGGUUCUCUAGAGCUUCAAAAAAAUAUCAUACAUUGUGUAUGUAGAUACUAACAAGAACAAGUUACACGUGAAAACGAAGUCUUAAUAUGAUAGACCUAUCCUUUUGCAUUUAGCUAAGGGAGAAAAUGUUAA
Messenger RNA from Phasianus colchicus (ring-necked pheasant), 2663 nucleotides. RefSeq names its product interleukin-5 receptor subunit alpha-like. Gene Ontology annotation, cellular component: external side of plasma membrane. Lineage: Eukaryota; Metazoa; Chordata; Aves; Galliformes; Phasianidae. Gene Ontology annotation, biological process: cytokine-mediated signaling pathway. The record is from RefSeq and is a predicted model, not a curated record. Gene Ontology annotation, molecular function: cytokine receptor activity; protein binding.